AAAAAAAAAAAAGAAUCCCUCCCAAAAGCCGCCUUGCAGAGGGCUGGGCACAAGAUAAAAGCUCUCUGAAGGAACGGGGCUCCUCCUCUCCCACCGCCGUCUUCCCAUUUAAAUGUCUGUGCGCCGCGGCCAGCCCGGCACAGCCUGCAGCCGGGCAGUGCCCACGCAGGGGCAGGGAGAGCCGGCCCUUAGCCCUGCUCCGACAGAUGAUGUGAGAGCACCCAGAAGGCUGAGCAUCCCGAAGGCAGCCCCAUGUUGGCCCCGCUGCUGCUCUGGGCUGUCCUCCUCCAGUGGGCGUGCGGCGGGGGUGGCAGGAGCUGGCAGCACUGCACAGAGCUGCGCCCGCUGGACGUGCUGGCAGAGCUGCUCCCUGGCAGCGGGCCGGCCCAUGGCAUGGGGGUGCUGCAGGCACAGGGGCUGAGCGGCCUCCAGCUCCACGCCUCGAGGCCCCGCGCCCUGGCCUUCCCCGCCUCGCGCCUCUUCCUGCACUGCGACCGCUUCCCCGAGGAGUUCUCCAUCAUCGUCACCCUGCGGGUGCUCGCCGUCCCCACCAAGAGGAACGAGUACAUCUUCACGCUGAUGGCAGAGGAGAGCCCCGGCGUGCUGGUGGGGCUGCGCUACUCACCCAGCAAGCUGCACUUCCUCUUCUGGAGUCCAGAGCGCGCCGGCGGCUGGCAGAACCGUGUCACCUUCCGCAACGUCUCGCUGGCCGACAGCCGCUGGCACACGCUGGUGCUGGCCGUCUCUGGACAGUCCUUCUCGCUGUCGGUGGACUGCGGCCUCCCCAAGGACGUGGUGGUCGAGACGCCGUUUCCUGCUUCUCUGUCAGUGAAGAGAGCCAGCUUCUACCUGGGCAACAGGAGGAGGAGGAAAGGCUUCUUCACGGGCUUGCUGCGGCAGCUUGUCCUGCUGCCUGGAGCCGAUGCCACCCCUCGCAUCUGCACAGCCCUGAACCAUAAAGCCACAGCGCUCUCCAUCCCUGCGGUUCUCCAGGAUGUCCCAGUGAAGGCAGUGAGCAACGAGGUGCUGAAGUACCCACAUGGUACCAACAUGAAGGUGACCCUGGGGUCCCGUCCGCCCUGCACCAAGCAGGAGAAGGCACAGUUCUGGUUCAAUGCCUCCCGGAGAGGGCUGUACCUCUGUGAUGGCAGUGCCUGGAUCUCCAUGCUGGAAGUCAAGCAGCGGCUGGACUACGUGGAAGAAUACCAGGACCUGGUGACCAACUCUGAGACGAUGGGCAUUGAGGUCUUCACCAUCCCGAGGGUUGGACUGUUUGCAGCCACUGCCAACAGGCACAGCCCCCCCGGAUCAGCCAUCUAUAAGUGGACCGAUGGGAAGUUUGUGCUUUAUCAGAACAUCCCCACCUACCAAGCUCAGUCCUGGAAGUAUUUCACCAUAGGCAAAAAGAUCUUCCUAGCAGUGGCUAAUUUUGAGCAGAAUGACAGGGGGCAGGAGUUCUCUGUGAUAUACAAGUGGAGCCACAGGAAGGAGAAGUUCGUCACCUAUCAGAGGAUCACCACGCACAGCGCGAGGGACUGGGAGGCGUUUGUCAUUGAGGGAGAGGCUUUCCUUGCAGUGGUCAACCACAGAGAAGGGAAUAACCACAACAUAGACAGCGUGAUAUACAGGUGGAACCCCAGCACGGGGCUCUUUGAAACCAACCAGACAAUCCCAACCUCUGGAGCCUAUGACUGGGAAUUUUUUGCUAUUGGGCCUUAUUCCUUCCUGGCCGUGGCCAACACGUUUAAUGGCACAUCCACAAACAUCUAUUCUCACAUCUACAUCUGGCUCAGUGGCUCUUUCCAGCUCUUCCAGUCCAUCCUGACUUUUGGGGCUGCUGACUGGGAAGUCUUCCACAUUGGGGACAGAGUCUUCCUGGCUGUGGCUAACAGCCAUAGCUAUGACAGCAGGAUCCCAGCGCCCUCUAACUUCUAUGCCAUCAACUCCUCCAUCUAUGAGCUGAACAUCACUGCCCAGAUGUUUGUCAAAUUCCAGGACCUCCUCACCUACAGUGCCCUGGACUGGGAGUUCUUCUCGGUUGGAGAUGACUACUUUCUGGUGGUAGCAAACUCCUUUGAUGGCUUCACCUUCUCCAUUAACAGCAUUAUCUACAGGUGGCAAGGCUACGAAGGCUUCGUGGCAGCUCACCACCUUCCCACUGUUGGCUGCAGAGACUGGGAGGCAUUUAACACCACAGAGGGCUCCUACCUCCUCUACUCCAGUGCCAAGGAGCCCCUUUCCAAGGUGCUCAAGCUGAAAACCACCUGAGGUGCCUGAAGCACACUCAGCUCCUUGCCAGGAUGUGAGUGGGCUGGCCACUGAGGUGAGGACGGACCAAGGCACGUUGAGAGCCUGGGGACAGCUGCAGUACCCGUGGGGCUGUGCGUGCCACAGGACAGAAGGGUGGGAGCUCCCUGGUCAGCCAUCUCCAGCCAAGGGUCUCAGAGCUCUGCUAUGGUGGCUGGAGCUCGUGCAAAGCCAGGGGAGAAGAAGCCUGAGAAGAACACGUGCCGCUGGAUCGGGUGCAUGGUGCUGGGAGGAAAUGAUGUAUGAGAAGUUGGGGAAAUGCUGGCUUCAGGCUGGCUCUGGUUGCCCAAUGCUUGGGGCCACGGUGUGCCAGGGCCCGUGGGCCUGAUGCUGCCCCACACUCUGUGUCUGGCUGCAGGCUGUGUGUGCAGGCUGAGCAAUGUGUGUACAUCGUGCAAAGCCACGGAUAUGUGCUGCAGCUGCAGCUGGCAGGCAGGUGUUGUGUCACUGCCAGCACAGUGCAGGUGGCAGGGCAGGCCACCCUGACACUGGCACUUGUUCAAAGGGAUUUGGAGAUGUGUGUUGGCACAUCACUAGCAUCUACUGCCCGGUCUGAUGCUGGUUGUGCACCCCUUUGCACAGGGUUGGGGAUGCUUUUCCUUGCCUUUAUCUGGGGGCAUCUUUUGCUUAACCAGAGCUCAAAUAAACUGCUGCACCCCCCACAA
Molecule: messenger RNA, 2972 nt
Organism: Lagopus leucura (white-tailed ptarmigan)
Lineage: Eukaryota; Metazoa; Chordata; Aves; Galliformes; Phasianidae
Gene: TSPEAR
Product: thrombospondin type laminin G domain and EAR repeats
Exons: 12
Coding region: 253-2268 (671 amino acids)
Biological process (GO): signal transduction
Source: RefSeq, a predicted model, not a curated record